Molecule: messenger RNA, 1071 nt
Organism: Salvia splendens (bonfire salvia)
Lineage: Eukaryota; Viridiplantae; Streptophyta; Magnoliopsida; Lamiales; Lamiaceae
Product: clavaminate synthase-like protein At3g21360
Exons: 3
Coding region: 1-966 (321 amino acids)
Molecular function (GO): oxidoreductase activity
Source: RefSeq, a predicted model, not a curated record
AUGGAGUUGAGUUGCAAGGAUUUCAAGGUGGGGAAGUGCGAGGGCGAGAAGCAGAUCGACGGAGAGACUCUGCCGCUGGUGCUGCAGCCUCCGAGCGAGGGCAAGAGCGAGGUCAAGUCGUUGCUGGAGGCCUUGGAUAGGAACAAGGAGUGGUUCGACGAUAUGAUCACUAAGAACAGCGCUGUUCUCUUGAGGGGAUUCGACGUUCAGAAUGCCGUGGAGUUUAACGACGUCAUCGAGACCUUCGGUUGGGAGGACAUCCGGUACGUGGGUCCCGCUCCACGCACUCACGUCCACAAGAGGGUCUGGACGGCUAACGAAGGCCCCCUCUCUGAGUUCAUUUACUACCACCACGAGAUGGUCUUAAUAAAGGAAUUCCCAAAGAAGGUUAUACUAUUUUGUGAAGUACCAUCACCGGAAGGCGGUGAGACGCCUUUCGUACCGAGUUUCCGGGUGACAGAGCGGAUGGUGCAGGAGUUUCCGGAGAUGGUGGAGGAGCUGGAGAAGAAGGGGCUGAGGUACACCUUCACAGCUCUGAGCAAUGACAACACGGGGUCGAUGAGGGGUCGCGGUUGGCAAGAUGCCUUCGCCACCACGGACCCUGCCGAAGCCGAGAGAAGGGCGAAGGCGUUGGGGAUGGACGUGGAGUGGCUGGCGGAUGGCGGGGUGAAGACGAUACUGGGGCCGAGGUGCUUGACAAGGGUUUUUGAGGGCAGGAAGGGGAGGAGGAUGUGGUUCAACACGCUUGUCGGGAUGCACGGGAAGGACCUCAGCUCUGCCACCAUGGCCGACGGGUCUGAGAUACCGGCCGAUGUGGUCAAGAGAUGUGAGGAGAUUAUAGAAGAGGAGAGCAUCCAGUUCAAGUGGCAAAAGGGUGAUGUCCUAUUCUUGGACAACUAUGCUACACUUCAUGGUAGAAGGCCUGCACUUCCACCUAGAAAGGUUUUGGUUGCUACUUGCAAAUAAGAUCCCAAUCACCCCAAAAUAAGAUGCUCUUUAUUACCAAAACAAAGCCCUCUCCUCUCCUCUCCUCUCCUCUCAUCGCAGGGCAUAUAUACAUGGGCAUCUACA